AUGCGAGGAAAGCAACCGGAUGGCAACGACUCGGCCCUCCACGCAGGCCCACACAGGCACAGAGGCGACGGCAGAACCCCGGGGCUCAAACAAAGCACGUUACUCGGUUAUCGCUUGCCUCUCCCCAAAACAGAACGAAAUGCAGCCCUGCCUGGAGGAGAGAGAGAGCAGGCUCUGUCGCCUGUUAUACUUCCCCUGCCACAGAAUGUGAAAGAAUAUUUGCUGGAUGAUGGAACGCUUGUGGUUUCCGGAAGAGAAGAUCCGCCAAGUCAUGCUCAGGAGGGGACUGAUGAUGCAGAAGAAAUACAGUGGUCAGAUGAUGAGAAUACCACAACGCUUAAGGCACCAGAAUUUCCUGAGUUUACAGCUAAAGUUCAAGAAGCAAUAAGUUCCUUGGGUGGUAGUGUUUUUCCUAAACUUAACUGGAGUGCUCCAAGGGAUGCCUACUGGAUAGCAAUGAACAGCUCUCUGAAAUGUAAAGCUCUCAGUGACAUCUUCCUCCUCUUCAAGAGUUCAGACUUCAUUACCCGUGACCUCACUCAACCAUUCAUUCACUGUACUGAUGAUUCCCCUGAUCCUUCCUUGGACUACGAGCUUGUUCUUCGCAAAUGGUGUGAACUAAUCCCUGGUGCAGAAUUCAGAUGCUUUGUUAAGGAAAACAAGCUUAUAGGUGUAUCACAGAGGGACUACACUCAAUACUACGAUCAUAUCUCUAAGCAACAUGAGGAGAUCUGUAGAUCAAUACAGGAGUUUUUCAAGAAACACAUACAGUAUAAAUUCUUGGAUGAAGACUUUGUUUUUGAUGUGUACAGAGACAGCAGGGGUAAGAUUUGGUUAAUAGAUUUUAACCCAUUUGGUGAAGUAACAGACUCCCUGCUGUUUACGUGGGAAGAACUGACCUCUGGGAAAAACUUGAAAGGAGACCAGAGUGAAGGGGAAGCAACAGAACAGGACUAUCCCGUUUUCCGUUGUACGAACAGUAAAGUUACUGUGCAGCCUAGUCCAUACCUGAGUUACCGACUGCCGAAAGAUUUUGUGGACCUUUCUACAGGAGAGGAUGUUCACAAAUUAAUUGACUUUCUUAAACUGAAAAGAAAUCAGCAGGAUGAUGACUGAGGUAUCAAGAAGCAUUACACUGAAUUACAAGCAAGAAAUGUGGCAAAAGCUGUAUUUAGCAUAACUAUUAAGCUAUCAAUUUAAAGAAAACCUGCUUUUUGUAGUCAGUGGAAGAACUAAAGAGCUGUUAACCCUGUGUGUCUGUUGGUUUAUAUGAAAGUGUAGAAAAGCUUUUUCAGGGAAGCAUGAAAGGUCAGGGUGAGUUCUCACUGGAUUACAGGUUAAAUGCAAUUAUACCAUGGUGCAAGCAAACAGCAAUCUGAGCGCAACUGAACGACUGCUUUCCCAUCUCAUAAUGUGAAGAUUGAUGCCAUUGAAGUAUGCCUUCGGACUCUUCAGUGAUAAAUAUGACAACGUUUAAUGCUUGUGCAGUUGAAACAUCAAGCAUUCUCUGAAUUUAGGUACAGUCUUGCUUAAUUGUCACAAGGAAAGAAUGUAUUUUUUUUCUGUAGUAACCUUUUAAAACUGUAAAUUUACUUUGUUUUGGGAGCACUUCUCAUCCUUUCUUUAUGUAAAAAAGAGAAGAAAUAAAUUCCUUUGUUAUGAGGGCUAAUACUUCAUUUCAGAGAACAGCUAUAGCUAUAAUAGACUAAGGUUUGAAAAUUUUGCAUUUCAGGAAUUUGAAACUCUGAAUGCAUUUCAAGUAGAGUAAUAUUUUCGCAGCAGAUAAAGCUAUGAAACUUGUUAAACUUCACCAAAUUUAAUUUCAUUUUCAUAGUAAAGAUUUCUUGAGACUUAUUUUUAACAUCAUUACAUACCAGACAUCAGCUGUGGCUUUAAUAUAAAUAGUUAAACAUUACAUCAACCUGUAAUUUUAUAUGUGGACUCAGUCUUGUUUCUUUUGUAUCACGUCUCUGAGUUAAGAAAAUGAUUACUCUUUCAGCUCUUAAAAUUCUGUAUUCACUUGGUACUUCUUCAUGUUCACAGGAUAAAAGGAAGCUUGACUAAAUUUGGGGAAACAGAAGCUCUUGUUACUGAUUGCUGUUAUUGAGGGGGCAGGGAACAAUUCCAGACAAAGAACCAGAUAACGUGGGUAUAGGUGUUUGCAUGGCAUCAGUAAUUUGUUAACUGUGUGCAUAAUUCCUGUUGAAAUGAAAGGACAUUUGGAGGUGCUCAUGGCCUCUGGAAGUUGUUUCUUAUUUCAAACCAGUUAUGUGAUACUUUGUGUGUGUAUAUAAAGAUGUUCAUGUUUCUUUGUCUUGCUUUUGCUGUCAAAUUGAUAUGGUGCUCAGUUACAAUCUGUUCUUAGAUGUUAAAUCUGAGCUUAGAUGUUAAAUUAUUACUUACUCUCUAUUUAGCUUCAGUUUUGAAUGAAUACUUACUCUAGUUAAAGAUUAUGCAGAUUAAGAAUCCAGUUCUACCAAAUACAUUGAUGAAACAUCACAGAUCAAAGCUCCUGGAGUCUCAGAGUACAGGAUCUGCCCUACACUUGAAGCAAUGGAGUCUCCUUCUCAACAGCUUUUUGUACACAAAUUAGAUGAUCAUUAACUCAGGGCUGGGCUAUACCUAAGCCUGCCAUACUGCAGGACUUUGGAUGAGUUUUUCUCACACUUAUAAGAGCAAUUAUUUGGGUAUAAAUGUUUCUGAAUCAGGUAGGAACUUCAAAAUGUAAAAAAUCAACACAGCUUUCCUCUUUCUUUUAAAGUUUCUAGCCAUAAGUUAAACUGUUGUGAUGAUCUAACCACGCUUCCUUUACAUAGAUAAUGCCCUGGAAUUUCCAGCAGAUUCAUAAAUGCUUCUGAACUACAGAGUAUAGUCUUUAAAAAAUACUGGUUCCUGGUUUUAAGCUGUAAGAUGGUUUCCUGCAU
Messenger RNA from Egretta garzetta (little egret), 2924 nucleotides. RefSeq names its product cell division cycle 123 (gene CDC123). The record is from RefSeq and is a predicted model, not a curated record. Gene Ontology annotation, cellular component: cytoplasm. The transcript is spliced from 13 exons. The coding region runs from base 1 to 1116 and encodes 371 amino acids. Lineage: Eukaryota; Metazoa; Chordata; Aves; Pelecaniformes; Ardeidae.